CGCGAGACGCCCAUGGCCCAUCCCAUCGCCACUACUACACUCGCUCGCUCGUGAUCGUGAAGCGUCUCGUCUCCCACACCGAUCCAUCACCCGUCCCCGCCUCCGCCACCGGCCAUGUCGUCACCGUCGGUGCCCAGCCUCCGCCUCCCGCUCCGCCCGUCGCCUCUCCCCUGCCGUGCCUCUGCCGCGGGCUCCUCCCUGGCGCUCGCGCCGUCGUCCCGCGCCGCGCUCCUCAUAAAACUCCUCGCGUCCAGGUCGCCCGCGUCGUACCACCAGCGGCGCUGGCAUGGUCCGCCCGCGAUUGCCGCGACCACCACCACCUCCAAGCCGGUCCUCAAGGACCCUAAGAAGUUCCAGGAGUGGGACUACAUGACGGCCAAGUUCGCCGGCGCCGCCAACGUCCCCUUCCUCCUUCUCCAGCUCCCGCAAAUCUUCCUCAACGCCCGCAACCUCCUCGCCGGCAACAAAACCGCCCUCUUCGCCGUCCCAUGGGUCGGAUGCUCACUGGGCUGCUCUGAAACCUCUCUCUGUUGUCCUAUUUCGCCAAGAAGAAGGGGGCAGAUGCUGUCAUCGUGCAGACUCUGGGCGUCAUCUCCACCUAUGCUGCCCUCGUCCAGCUUGCCAUGGCAGAGUCCAUGCCGGUGCCGCAGUUUGUGGCCACUUCGGUCGUCGUGGCCGCCGGCCUGCUCCUGAACUUCCUCAAUUACUUUGGUUGGCUCCCUGAAACCCUCUGGCUGCUGUGGGAGGAUUUCAUCACAGUCGGUGGCGUUGCCGUGCUCCCUCAAGUGACAAUGACUGUCUUGCUGUGCCAUCUUACAGAUUGAGCUGGUGCUGCUGUGCUGUACAGUGUUGAUGUCAAAUGUGCUUUUGGCUAUCUCUGAGUGAUGAAUUGAAAAUGCGGGUCAUGUGGUCAACAUUUGUUCCCUUCAUCCCCAAUUGCAUAGUGCCUGGCAUAAUCUCUGGUUCUUUGGCUGUUGCAGCUGUUGCGAUGCUACGAGACAUUCUCUUGCAUUAAGCAGUGUCUUUUACAAAGUUAUCUUUUUAUUAACUCUGAUACCACCUGAAUGCCUUAAGGAGAAAUGGAAAACUAGAAAAAGUAAAAGUUCUAAUUUCUGUAUGACUAAGAGGUGCUUGAAGAAAUCUUUUAUUAUUUGCAUUGUUCCCAAUUAGCUGACCAUGCUUGAUUUCAGGUUUUAAAGUGGCCUGCAUAUUUAAGAGAAACUUUAUUCUAAGUAGUUGUGUGAACAAUAAUAAAGUUUAGUAACUCAAGUUCCACAAUAGGAUGGUAUACUUAUUUGAGUGUCUCGGUAGGUUUAAGUCCAUGUUCAGUUGGAUUUAAUUAUACAUAGCAUGUUUCUUUAUUUAGGGUUUCAGUCGGAUUGUUUGAUUUGCCCACAUCAAAAGUAGCUUUGGUUGCUUCAUAAGAAAACUUGUUCAAUAAGAUGUGCAAUGCUCCAAAACAUUCUGGAUAUAAGAACACAAAAAUUUGUUUAUUCAAUAAGAUAUGCAAUGCUCCAAUACUUUUAUUUUGUGGCGUUCUUACCAACUGAUCAAGCUAGGACUAAAAGUAGGUUGUAUUCGCAUCGCAUGAUGUUCUCUUUUAAUGUCUUCCUUUCUUGUUAGCUCUUGAUUAUUUUUUCCCUUUUGGUUUCAGGCAAGGAUGGACAAGUUUUCUGAGGGAGGGGUUAAGUUUGUUGGGUCAUUGUCUGGUUGGACAGCCACACUUCUCUUCAUGUGGAUGCCAGUGGCGCAGAUGGAUUUACUCUCUGUAGAGAUCACCCUUGACUUCUUUGAAGGAGCUGGUUUUUGGAAAGUGAUAAGCCGUCGGCAACUUCAUAUCUCAUGCACUUGAAGCAGCUAACUAUUCCCGGGUAGGAAGCUCUCCUACAAUAAUUCCUGGUGACUGUCAAGAACGGUGGUACAGUUACUCUCCUUUUUUGUUCUAAAGAACGGUGGUUCAGUCCUGGCAUUGAGGUGAAACACAUUGGUCAGCGUGCAGAAAUAAGUUGCCAUGGCCGCGGUGAAAUACUGAGGUAGAAGUUCCCACUUUCCCAGCCUGCAGAAAGCACCAUGUGCCUCAACAGAAGCUACCGCGUGACCAGCUUGUACAUCCGGCAGGAAGGGUACAGUAGCAAGCUGACUGCUCUCUAGUCUCUAGUAGAUGCAAGAAAAAAUAAAUAAUGUCCUUGAAUAAGAUUUCAGUUCUUGCUGGCGUGCGAACGUGCAACCUCUGCCUAUUGCUGAUUUCCUUUUCCCCCAACGGCUGCAGUCAGUCUGGGUCCAAUUAUUAUUGUUUGGACAGAUGAUGUUAUAUUUAGUUUUUUAAAGAUGUAUCUCUAUUAUAUAAAACAUGAUUUGUUUACCACAUAACCUCUUCAUAUACUUUUCUCCUAUUUAAUAAAAAUCUCUAAAAUUCAAAUAAUAUAUUUACUUUUGUCAUCCAUCCUUACCCUCCAGUUUCAUGUUACGGACUAUAGAUAUAAAAUCUGUUUUACUAAUAAAAAUAAAAAAAUAGGAAGAAAAUUCAAAGAUAUAUUUUUUUACUUUUUCGGAUCACAUCUGAAAUCAAAAUAAUUGCUCCUAACGCAUUCGUUUG
Phragmites australis (common reed) is the source of this 2596-nucleotide messenger RNA. RefSeq names its product maltose excess protein 1-like, chloroplastic. Gene Ontology annotation, cellular component: chloroplast envelope. Lineage: Eukaryota; Viridiplantae; Streptophyta; Magnoliopsida; Poales; Poaceae. The record is from RefSeq and is a predicted model, not a curated record. The coding region runs from base 115 to 693 and encodes 192 amino acids. Gene Ontology annotation, molecular function: maltose transmembrane transporter activity. The transcript has 4 exons.